Messenger RNA from Pelobates cultripes (western spadefoot toad), 475 nucleotides. Lineage: Eukaryota; Metazoa; Chordata; Amphibia; Anura; Pelobatidae. The record is from the annotation of a GenBank genome assembly.
ACAGGGAUCACCGGAGAUUGAUUGGGAGUCCGAGGAGGUGGUUCGCACUGCAGAUUCCACUGAACGAGGGAAGAUGACCAGAGUGAGCCUUUUAGGUAAAGUGCUCCCUUCAAAAUUAUUCCAUUCAAGAUGGGCCAUCGAACAAGAGUCAGCUGUCAAGGAUUUCGCCAAACUAGCUUUCAGAUCAUUGCUAGUCAUAGAGGAUUAUCUCCUCCUUAGAAAUCAUAUUGGCAUCCCUGACAUUCGGGCACUAAUGGCCCCUGAAAUUGAUUCAGCACAGUUAUACAUUAACGGAAACAGUGUUUUUGCGGAUCCCAUGGAUCAGACAUUUCGCAAUGUACAAUUUAAAAUUGCGGAUGCUGUUGGUCCCCUUCUGCUUAUGUUAGAGAAGGCAGAGAAGGAGGGAUCCUCUCAUAACCCUUCCUUACCAGCUUUACUGGCUUCUAAGAUGGCACUUCUAAAAGCUUCCAGCUGA